GCCGCCCGCUUCCGGCUGGCGCGUUGCUAGGGGUCGGUGUCAGCGACGAGGCCUUGGGCCGGCCAUGGGUUUCACUCUCAUCCCCGAACUCCUCCUGGCCGCCCUCCUGCUCCAGCUGUACCAGCCCGCCGCCUCCACCCUGCAGGAUGUCACGGGCGAGCUCUUCGCCUCGGAAGCGCGGGGGACGGUGGCCGCCUUCGGUGACUUUAACUCGGAUAAACAAACUGACAUCUUUCUGAUCAGAGCAAAAAAUCAAUUGGUAAUCUUAUUGGCUGAUCUAAAGGCACCCUAUUUCAAGCCAAAACCAAAAGUCGUAAUACCAUGGAGUAAUCUGGUGAUUACCAGUGUGGUACCGGGCGACUAUGAUGGGGAUUCACAAAUGGAUGUGCUCCUCACUCUUAAUUCUACUCGCAACAUGACUGUUGUUGUCUUCUGGGGGAAUAAUCAAACAUUAGAUCCAAACGUUUUUACUAUUCUCAGUCAGAGCUUUUUGGAUGAGCCGCUAGUACUUGAUUUUAAUGGUGAUAUGAUACCUGAUAUUUUUGGAACAGUCAAGGGAAAUCUAAGGCCGCAGAUAUGCUCCUUGAUUGGAAGGAAUCAAACGUGGUUUGCUGCCUUGGAUUCUGUAAAUAAAAUGUACAUACCUCAUUCUCAUGCUUUCAUCGACCUGAACAAAGACUUCACUGCAGACUUGUUUCUUACCACCAUGGAUGCUAAUGAGAUUCGUUUUGAGAUAUGGGAAAACAAGGAUGGAAAUUUCUCCAAAUCCCUUGAUCUAUAUGCCACGCAAAAACCACCAAAUGCCAAGAAAAUUGGACAGUCCACGUUUGCGGAUUUUGAUGGAGAUGGUCGGCAGGACCAUUUGCUGCCAGUGUGCAUGGACGACAGUUGCCGUGAGAGUGCCAUCUAUCGGACAGUGCCAGGUUCUGAUAAGUGGAUACCGAUUUUAUCUAAUCUGAAGAAUGGUGAUACUAUUUGGGGAUUUACUUCACGAGAGCCAACAGAUUUGUUGCCCUAUCCAUUUCCGAUCUCCAUUCAUAUAGGGGACUACAAUAUGGAUGGGUUUCCUGAUGCAUUGGCCAUACUGAAGAACACCUCAGGCAGCAACAAACAAGCUUUUCUCCUGGAGAAUGUUCCAUGCAGCGAUGUAAGCUGCCGGUCGGUGGGCCGAAUGUUCAGAGUGCUCUGGGAUUUGACCGAUUUAAACCGCAUCAAGAAUGCUGUGGUGGCAACCUUCUUUGACAUUUAUGAAGACGGCAUCUUGGACGUGCUUGUAUUGAAUGAAAAUAAGGCAAACUCCGAAUUGACCAUCCAUGCUUUGCGAAAUAACUUUGAUGCUGAUGCAUACUUCGUUAAAGUCAUUGUUCUCAGUGGAUUGUGUUCCAGUGAUUGCCCCCGCAAAGUAACACCAUUUGGUGUGAACCAGCCUGGGCCUUACAUCAUGUACACAACGGCAGAUGCUAAUGGAUAUCUGAAGAAUGCAUCAGCCGGUCAGCUGAGUCAGUCAGCACAUUUUGCUCUGCAGCUUCCUUACGUGGUCCUUGGUCUGGGCCGUAGUGCAAACUUCCUUGAUCAUCUUUUUGUUGGAAUUCCUCGUGCUAUCGGAACAAAGGCUGUAAGAAAACGAGAAUGGACUGCCAUCAUUCCAAAUUCUCAGCUUAUAGUAAUUCCAUAUCCUCAUAACUCGCCAAAAAGCUGGAGUGCCAAAUUAUAUCUUACACCCAGUAACAUUGUGUUGCUAACCGCCAUAGCCUUGAUUGGAGUCUGCGUUUUCAUUUUGGCUAUAAUCGGCAUCUUGCACUGGCAAGAAAAGAAAGCAGAUGACCGAGAAAAGCGUCAAGAAGCACACAGAUUCCACUUUGAUGCCAUGUAAAUAUAAUAAUUCCUGUGGGGCGAUCGUUAAGUGUUGGAUCUAAAAUAUUAAUUCUCAUAAAUAGCAAAAAGAUGAAUGUUUAAUGUGGAGUUGUAUAUAAUCAAACUGCUUCCUCUUGUUUUAAACUAAAUCCAGUUUUUUUUAUAAUUUGUGGGCGGUGGUUACAAAUAACGAUGUAUAGUUUGGGAGUUAAGAAUAAUUUAAAACUAAAUUAUGCAUUUCACAUUAUUCCUGCAUAUAUUUGCAAAUGUAUGUUUAUGUUGUUUGAUGAACUUGCUGAGUUGUUGUGUUAUUAAUGUCUCCAAAUGUUUACUUAAAUGGUCUCUGUGGAAAAGCAUGCUUAUUAAUUCUGGUUAGUUAAAAGGAACCGUACAUUAAACUUUAAUGAUUUAAAACAAAAA
Messenger RNA from Amblyraja radiata (thorny skate), 2274 nucleotides. It is a transcript of the gene itfg1, whose product is annotated as integrin alpha FG-GAP repeat containing 1. Bases 65 to 1873 code for a protein of 602 amino acids. Gene Ontology annotation, cellular component: plasma membrane. Lineage: Eukaryota; Metazoa; Chordata; Chondrichthyes; Rajiformes; Rajidae. The record is from RefSeq and is a predicted model, not a curated record. The transcript is spliced from 18 exons.